AUGCCCGUUACUCCGCUCAUCAGCGGUAUGGUUUUGCCUGGAACCCAAGGGCCUGUUGGUUAUACCAGGGACCUCGCGGUGUCAAAGGUGACCUUCCUCAUGGGGAUCCGUGGGGUUCCCUGGUUUUGCUGCCGGGGUUCUCUGGGAGAGAAAGGAAGACGGGUUGAGAACAAGGACCUGGUCCAUCUGGUCAAGCAGGAACUGGGGGGUGCCAGAGGGGGGAGAGGAGCACGAGGACCAACAGGAAAGUCAGGCGACAAGGGCACCUCUGGACACGAAGGCCCACCAGGAUCCACUGGAGACCAGGGACCCCAAGGACCACAGGGAAGGAACGGCGAGGCAGGACCUAAGGGACCUAAUGGAGCGGCAGGAAAAGACGGACUACCAGGUCAUCCAGGACAGCGAGGGGAGCCAGGCUUCCAAGGCAAGACUGGUCCACAUGGGCCAACGGGUGUGAUCGGACCACAGGGUAAAUCUGGUGAGACUGGGCCUAACGGCGACAGAGGACACCCUGGGUCACCAGGACCCCCUGGAGAGACGGGUUUACCCGGAGCAGCAGGCAAGGAGGGAUCCAAGGGAGACCCGGGUCCGUCUGGAGCUCCAGGAAAGAGUGGCCCCGCUGGACUCCGAGGCUUCAGAGGGAGCAGGGGCAGCCCUGGAGCCAUGGGCCUUGCUGGACUGAAAGGAGGAGAAGGACCCACCGGUCUGUCAGGAGCAGGGGGAGCCACUGGGGAGAAAGGGCCUUCUGGAGCGGCUGGUGCUAUUGGUCAGCCUGGACGCUCCGGUGGGGUCGGCCCUGGAGGACCAAUGGGAGAAAAGGGCGAGCCAGGAGAGAAGGGGCCCAUCGGGCCGGCUGGACAGGACGGGGCUCAGGGGCCUGUAGGGCUGCCUGGGGCUGCUGGCCCCGCUGGGCCUCCAGGAGAGGACGGAGACAAGGUACUUACACCUGUACACAGGUACAGCACAGUAGGUUCCAUACCACUGUAGAGGGACAACUUAGGAGAAUCCAA
Messenger RNA from Salvelinus sp. IW2-2015, 1010 nucleotides. NCBI's taxonomy places the organism in Eukaryota, Metazoa, Chordata, Actinopteri, Salmoniformes, Salmonidae. The record is from RefSeq and is a predicted model, not a curated record.